AUGCUGACCACCCGCCCUGAUUCUGUCUGGGUCUCCGACGCGCCAGGACUUCAGUUCCCAGUGGGGCGCAUCCACAGGCUGCUGCGCAAAGGCAACUACGCAGAGCGUGUCGGGGCAGGCGCCCCGGUCUACUUGGCCGCGGUGAUGGAGUACCUGGCCGCCGAGGUGCUGGAGCUGGCGGGCAAUGCUGCGCGCGACAACAAGAAGACCAGGAUCAUCCCGCGUCACCUUCAGCUGGCCAUUCGCAACGACGAGGAGCUCAAUAAGCUCCUGUCAGGCGUGACCAUUGCCCAGGGUGGCGUUCUGCCCAACAUUCAGGCAGUGCUGCUGCCCAAGAAAACCGAGAAGAAAGCCUAAGCCCCUUGUUUGCU
This is a messenger RNA of Bacillus rossius redtenbacheri, 371 nucleotides long. Its product is annotated as histone H2A-like. The transcript has 2 exons. NCBI's taxonomy places the organism in Eukaryota, Metazoa, Arthropoda, Insecta, Phasmatodea, Bacillidae. Gene Ontology annotation, cellular component: chromatin; nucleosome. Gene Ontology annotation, molecular function: DNA binding; protein heterodimerization activity; structural constituent of chromatin. The record is from RefSeq and is a predicted model, not a curated record. The coding region runs from base 1 to 357 and encodes 118 amino acids. Gene Ontology annotation, biological process: heterochromatin formation.